AAUUUUUUUAAAUAGCGUAGUGCAAUAAAAGUAAAUAGACCAUGAUUUCCAUAAUUAUUUUACUAGCAAGUUUACUAUUUGCAUAUUAUAUAUGUUUGUUUUAUCUGAAAACUCGUCAAUACCCCCCUGGGCCAACACCACUGCCAUUAAUUGGCAAUGUUUUGAUGUUAAGACAUUUUAGACAACACUGGAAUAAGGAGCUGACAAAAUUGUACCAGAUAUAUGGUCCGGUGAUCACCCUAUGGUUGGGUCCCAUGCCUAUUGUGUUCAUAGGGGACGUGGACGUGGCCCGGGAGGCGUUCGCCAAAAUCGAAUUAACCGGGCGAACUAACCUUGAACUUGCCUGCUUAUAUUGUAAUGAAAAGCACCAGGAUUUCUCUUUAAAUAACAAUAUGGCCAGUUGGUGGGCACUACGAAACGUUAUGCACAAAGCUAUUAGGAAAUACGCUAAAUGUAAUGACUUGUCUGGAGUGGUGGACACCAUAGUCACCGAUAUGACCGCCAACAUGAUCGCCACUAAUCAGCCCAUUAAUCCUACGAUAUUUGCGUACAAUAUGAGCAUGAGCAUAAUGGGACAUUUCAUUUUAAAUGAAAAGUGCGUAUAUAUACACACCCAUCAAAUCAUGAUAUCGGUGUUUGAUAUGAAUGUCGACAAUACAUGA
Oppiella nova is the source of this 662-nucleotide messenger RNA. The record is from the annotation of a GenBank genome assembly. NCBI's taxonomy places the organism in Eukaryota, Metazoa, Arthropoda, Arachnida, Sarcoptiformes, Oppiidae.